Rotaria socialis is the source of this 5496-nucleotide messenger RNA. NCBI's taxonomy places the organism in Eukaryota, Metazoa, Rotifera, Eurotatoria, Philodinida, Philodinidae. The record is from the annotation of a GenBank genome assembly.
AUGUCGAUUGAUACUACAAGGUAUCAUGAUGAUAGUCGAAAAUGGUCUCGUGGUGGGAGUUUCAACAGUAAUUGUAGAAGUAAACAAUCAAGUCAUGGUACCGGUGAUAGCGAUUCUCUGAUGGAACUCACCGACGAGCACGUUUUACAUUUGCUCGAUCAAGCUAUUGAUCAUCACGAUAAUUGUAAUCCGAUGAGUACGAGACGUCAUCUGCCACAAAUUCCCCCUCAAUUAGGAGCUAUGCCGAUCAACGAUCAUUCUCAAGUACCAACUCGUUCGGCUAUAGAAGAUUUAUUUCAAAUAUUUGAAAACAAUGCUGAAUUUAUAACGAUGGGUAAACGUUUAUUAAAUAAAAAACGAAAAUUAGAACAAUUACGAGCACAACUUAAUUUACCUGAUGAUUUAACUAGUGAAGACACAGUCAAAUUAUUACAAUUACGAGAACGUCUCAAAGCAAAACGAAGACUACCGACCGCAUUCAUUGCACCAGAAAAAGCAUCCAUGAAUAAAGAACUAACAACAAUAUAUCGAAAAUCAUCAACUAGUAUGCCUGAUCUAACUCCAGCAGCGUUAAUUGAUACAACUAAUCAAUCAUCUUUAUUCGAUCUCAAUGCUUCAUUGAAUAGUUCUGUUUAUCGAAAACGAAGACGAAAAUCACUGUUUCGAAAACAACUUGGACCUGAAUUUGUUGUACAACCUAAUGCUAAAGUUGAAAAAAUCAUAGUUCCUAGCCGAAAUCCAUUUGAAUGCAUUUGUCAAGUUAUGGUUCUUCUUCCAAAUAAUAAUUGUGUUCGAGUGUGUUGUAAAUCCAAUGCUACUGUACGUGUUAUUUAUGAAACGAUUGUUACUUAUGCUGAUUUAAUUGAACAUGAUCUUUUUGGUCUUAUGAUUAUGAUCGAAGAUGAAUGUUUUUUUCCUCCGAUGGAUCUUAAAAUAUCGAAAUUAAUCAAUGAUGCAAAAUGGAAAUCUGGUCAAACCAUAUAUGUUAUGCAAUUAAAAAUUAAAUAUUUUGUUAAUGAUAUUGCUGUACUCAGGCAUUUUCUUACGCAACAUUUUUUUUAUUUGCAAUUUCGACAAAUGAUUCUUGAGGAUGCAUUUGAAACUAACAGUGAACAAAAAUUAUCAUUUGCAGCAUUAGCUUAUCAAGCUGAAUAUGGUGGAUUAAAUGAAAAUGAACAAUCGCCAACCAAUUUUAUCAUUGAACAUUAUGGAUCCAAGGAUUUAAUUAAUGAGUAUGGUACUCAAAACUUACGCGAAGAAAUUAUUAAAAGACAACAAAUCUAUGCUGAAUUAAAUGAUGUACAAGCUGAACAAUUGUUUGUGGAAAGUGUGAUGAAAUUAGACAAUUAUGGUUAUCAUAUGUAUAAAUUAUACAAAGAUCUAAAACGUGAUGAUGUAUUUCUUGUUGGCAUACGUUUAGAAGAUGUAUCAAUUUGGCAAAUAAAAAAUCGGCAACAAUCAGCAAAAGUGGCUUAUCUCUGGGAUCAAAUUGAACGGAUAGAUUUUGAUAAAAAAACAUUUUCUAUCAUACUUAAACGUCAAGCAAGUGAUGCAAAAAUUAAAUAUUUAACUAAUAAUAGUAAAAAAGGAAAAUAUUUAUUCAAUCUCUGCUAUGAUACAUAUACAUUUACAAAAUCACUUCUUCUGCGUCAUAAUAGUCGAUAUAGUUUAUUAAAUGAACCGAUCGGUGACGGUAAAUUUAAUAUCAAAAGACAAACCUCUGAAAAUGAAAAUGUUAUUUUCUUUUUUAAUAAUACAGUUGAUUUCGUUCGUAAUGGUUCCGAUGCAGAAAGUGUCGAUCACAAUGUUGAUCAAACUCGAUCUCGAUCACAUGAAAAUUUAAGUACAUUGGGAAAAAAUGCACCAAUUAAGUCGCCUACAAUAAUUGUCUAUGAAGUUGAUUUAUAUAAAGACAGUCAUAAUAGUUUGGGUAUGUCACUUAUGGGUGAUUCUACUUCAGGAGUUUUUAUCAAAUCAAUUCAACAAAUCGAUGGAAGUGCAGCACGAUCAAGAAAAAUUCAAACAGGCGAUAGACUUUUAUCAUAUAAUGGAAAUAAUAUUGGUGGUAUGACGGUGCAAGAAGUAGCCAAUGCUCUUAGUCUAUCACCAAAUCCCUGUCAAUUAAAAUUGUCAAGACAUGAAGUUCCAACACUAAAUCAACGAGAUCAUUUUCAAAGACCAACGAGUGUUGAUGCUGAUUCUUUCCUACAGCAACAAAAACAUAAUAAAUAUUCGUCAAAUACUUUAUCAACAACAUGGUCACAUGAAAAUCAUUCAAAAACUUUGCCAACAAAACGUCUUCUAUCGAAUGAAAGUAUUCUUUCGCAAGCAUCCGACCUGUCAGCUACACAUGAUAUCAAAAGUGCUGUAUUUCCUGUAACAAUAGAUAAAUUGGGUCAUAAUAGUCUCGGUUUUCUUGUUGUUGGUGGCCUUGAUUCGGAAAUUGAAGAUCAUGGAAUCUAUGUUAAAAGUAUAACACCGGGUGGUCCUGCUUCAAAAUCAAAUUUAUUAAUAGAAGGUGACAAAAUUCUUGAAGUAAAUGGUUCUUCGUUAGCACGAGUAACACAUGCUGAGGCUGUUGAAUUAUUUCGUGGAGCAACAGGGCCUAGAUGCCAUUUACUUGUUCAACGUCUAAUUUUUCUCAAUAGUUCACACUCAUCAUCGACAAAAAGAAUCUAUCCUUUCGCUCGCCCAGGUACUAAAUUUAAUAUUAACAUGAAAGCUAUCCUAUAUAAGCACAUUGCGGCUAUUUUAGAUAAUACAUUUGAAGUUUUUCUAAACCGUAGCCCUACUGGUUUAGGUCUUAGUUUAACGGGUGGCACAGCUGAAAAUAAACCCAUCGAAGUUCUUGAUAUCUACCCCAAUCAACCAGCUGCUCUAUCAGGUCGAUUAAAUAUUGGUGAUGUUAUUUUAUCAAUCAACAGUAUAACUAUGCAUAAUAAAAAUGUGCGAGAUAUACCUUCGGUUAUUGGUGACUCAACAGAAAAUGUUAAAAUUGUUGCAUGUCGACCAGAUCAGAGAGAAUAUCAAGAUUAUUUGGAUCGUCAUAUGAAUAAUGAUAAUCAAUCACCUAUACCAUCACCAAUGAAUAAUGAGCAAUCUCGAUGUACAAAUGAUGUAGUUCGUGAUUUACCGCCAAAAUCACCUGGUACUAGACGUUUUAUGCCAAAAGUACCAAUAAAAGUUAAACGCGGCGAGGUUUUUGCCGUGAUAAUGAACAAAGAAAAAGAUAGUGGUUUUGGUUUUACAUUAUCAGCAGGUUCAUCAUCGAUCGGAUAUCCACAUAUUCGAUCGGUAUUACGUGAACCUGCUCUAUCUGCUGGAUUGAAACAUUGGGAUCGUAUUCUAUCGAUAAAUGAUACAGAUUGUCAAACAAUAACGCAUCGUGAUCUUGUUGCACGGCUUCGUUAUGCACCAACAGGUCCUGUACAUUUUAUUAUCUAUCGGCCACGUAUUGAGGAAAUUGUGCAUGCAAAAGAAAGAAGCAGACAAUUGCAAAAUACAUCAUAUGCAUCAAUAAGCGUUGGCGAUCAAUCAGGCACAAGUAUCUCAGCGCCACCGUCGCCUGUCAUGCCUAGUAAACCGAAUAAAUCCGAAUUGUUUAAUAAGCCUGUGCAAUAUGAAAAAAUCGAAGUUAUAUUACCUAAAGCUCCUCAAGGAACGUAUGGUAUUGGACUCAGUCAAGUCGACCCUCAAAAGUCACUUGGUGGUAUAUUUAUAUGUGCUCUUCAACCAAAUGGAAUUGCUGAAAAAGAUGGACGAUUAAAGAUUGAUGAUCGGCUAUUAUUCAUAAAUGAUAAUAGUACUGAGCAAAUGUCUUAUCGUGAAGUCGUAGAAGCAUUAAAAGUGACAACAAAAAAAGGUGUUAAACUAAUAAUUGCUAGACCCAUAAACGAUUCUUCGACAUCAAACACAACAAAUAUAAUUCCGAAUAAAGAAAUUCCAAAGACACAAGAGGAAACGCCAAUACCUAAGUCAACACCGCCAACUAUUGCUUCAUCGAUUUUUGAAAAAUUAGUACCACGUGAAAAACCAAAAAUACUUCCUUUAACAAAAAUUGAAAAGCCCCAAGCAACUACUACUAUGAUUGCACCAACUUCUAUAGAAAUAUCAUCAUCAUCAUCAUCAUCAUCAUCUGCAGCAGCAGCAACUACAGUAGCUGAUGUAGCUGCUACAUCUUCGUUACCAUCAGGUUCGGCAUUAGCAUCUCUGAUUGGUAAAAAGAUCAAACCAUUAUCAUCGAAUACUGCCGAAACAAUCACAGAUAAACAGCAGAAUCAACCGAUUGAUAUUAAGAAAAAAGAUUCUCCUCUUUCACAUACCGAUGUCGAUGAAGAUACAAGUGAUAUAAAAACACCAUUAAUAAGUCCUCAAUCACCAAUAGCACCACCACCAACUAUUCUAGAAUUGAUAGUACCACCUGCAAAUUCAAAAUUAUCAUCAGCAUCUUCAAAAAUUGAUAUUGCUAAACGAAAACAAUAUUAUCAACAAGCUGCAUCUAAUGAAACUCUAAUACUCAAUGCUGGUGUUGCGGAAAAGAUUGAAAAUUUAACUAUGCAAUUAAUCGAUAAAAUUAGUACACCAGCUAUAACAAUGGAUACAACAACAUUAAUGGAUGAAUGUCGUGAAGUCGAUAUAAAAAUUGGUCCUGAUGAUGAGUAUUUAGAAGAGUUUCGAACAUUAAAAGCUAUCAAUGAACAUGAACCAGUCGAAUUCAGUUCUGUGGCAAUGUUAGCUGAAUAUAAAACACUAAAUCGUUUUCAAAAUAUAAUUCCGUAUGAUUUUAAUCGUGUUGUGCUUUCAACUAAACCAGAUUAUAUCAAUGCGAGUUACAUAGCAAUACCAAUUGGAGAUAAAUCAAUGAAAUAUAUUAUUUGUCCACCACCACUACCUGAUAGUAUCAAUGAUUUUUGGCAAAUGAUUUUUGAAGCAAAAGUUAAAUGCAUGAUAGGCAUAUUUAAUGAUCAAGAUUUAAAAAAAAUGAAAUGUCCUGCCUAUUGGCCAACUAGUAUCAAAACAGCAAUGACACUUUCACCAUUUUUAUCUUUGACACUAAUAAAAAGUCGUCAAUUAGAUGAAAGUAUUGAUAUCAAAGAAUUUCGUAUUCGUGCUAGUGAACAACCACAUCAAAAACAAGAACAUUCAAUUAUAUUUUUAACAUAUAAUAAAUGGCCACAGGAUGACAAGAUCCCACGUGAUACGCACUCAUUUCUUAAUCUUAUACAUUUAGCACAUUCAUAUCAAACAAGUGAUACACCAUUAUUGAUUCAUUGUAAUACAGGUGUUGGACGAACAGGAUGUGCAUUAUUAAUAAGUUUACUUCUAAUUAAAAUGAUACGUGGAAGAACAUUAGAUAUUUACCAAAUGGCUAAAGAAUUGCGACGUCAACGUUGUGGUAUUGUUCAAACUGAGCAACAAUAUCGAUUUAUUUAUGACUGUGCGCGUGAUGCACUUAACAUGGCUAUCGAACUCUCAAUCAUGCAAAGUGCACAAUAA